GCUAGGCGCCCGAGGGGCACUGGCGCCUUGCGAGGCCGCUCUCGCUCGGUGGCAGGGCGGCUAGUUCAAGUUGCCAUAGCGGCGGUCGGGCGGGUGUUGGGACAGUUGGAGCCGGAGGCAUCUGGGAGUCAUGCUUCUUUCCUGACAACUAUUCUCACAUUCCAAUGGCAGAUUCAUCCAGCGAUUCUGAUAACAUCCGUCGUAGAAUUGGAAGAAGGGGUCCUAUAAGAGCAACCAGAAUCCGAAAUCAUGAAACCGAAGAUGUUGCAGAGAAGAUUCACACUUUAGCAAAUACUUUGCAGGAUGCAAAUUGGAAUUUAAGACACGUGGAUCAGAUGUUGGGCCAAUAUCGAGAGUAUAACAAUGAGCAGGCAGCAACAAUUGCAAAUCUUAAAGAAAAUUUGGAAGAGUCCCUGGGCCAAUUAAAGAACCAACGACUGUUGAGAAAUUCUGGAGUAAGAAGCGCAUCUCUUUCAAGCUUGUAUGCAAGUGACCUGGAUGGUGGAACUCCAGAAGGUCAUCAUUUCAAGCCUACCUCUCCUCUCAGAGAUUACAGUGCAACACUAGGUACCAGGCAACGACGGUCUAGGUCUGCUGUUCGAUUUGUUGAUCAGCGAGGUAACUUGGACCAGCUGCAUUCUUUACAUCAGUCACUUAGAGAUCUCAGCAGUGAACAAAUUCGCUUAGGAGAAGACCUCACCAGAGAACUUUCAAGAAGAAAUCGAAAUGAUGCUGAAAUGAAAAAAAGAUUAGAAGAUAUAUCUGGCAGACUUGAUGAAUCACAAAGACAGGAAUUGGUAUCAGAGCGGGUGGAGAGAAGACUUCAAGAGAUUGAACGAGAAAUCCGAUCAGAAAGGCAGUUGGUAGAAAGACGCCAAGACCAACUGGGACACAUGUCUGUGCACCUGCAGGAAGCUUUAAAGCAACAAGAUGCUAAAGCCAAUGGAGCAGAAAUUAUCUUGAAAAAUAAAAUUGCAAAAGUGGAAGAUGAAAAAAGCAAACUUGAACAGGUUUUGGAGCAUUCCCGGAGGAAACUUGAUCAUUCAGAAAGUAAUAGAGAAAUUCUUCUCCAUCAGAUUGAAGAUCUUCGUUCCCAACUUCUUAGAGCAGAAGAGGACCGUUUGACUCUGCAACAUCAAAUAACUCAGGUUGCUAAGCAUCACCAAAGCCAUCUAGAUGAGCAACAGGAUGACAGGAGGAAGCAAAGAGUUGUUCAGAAGUCUGAUCCAGAGAAGCAAGAGAUGGAGAAACAGAUCUGGGAAUUAAGAGCACAAUUAAACCACAGUGCUGUAAUGUCAGAGAUAGAAGAGUUGCAGCGAUGCGUUGAAUGCAAAGACAAAGAGAAAUUGCAGCUUGUGAUGCAAAUGGAGGUGUUAACAGCUGACUUGGAAAAGAGGGACAACCAGCAGCAAAGGAUGAUGAGCCAACUGAAAGAGAUACAGAACAACUAUAAAAUCUGUGAAAAUGAGUGCAGAGCUGCUGAAUUACAGGUUACAGAGCUAGGUCAGCAAUUAGAAGAAUCGAUCAAGGAGGCAGAGAAAUACCUAGCUGAAUUCAAACAAUCUGAAGUACUAAGGCUAGAGACUGAGAAGAAAAAGGAAGAAUUAAAACUCAAAGCUCAGGAAUCAAUUCGAUACUGGAAGCUAAGGUGUAAAAAACUGGAACAUGAAAAAGAAAAACAAACUGAACUUCAUAGCCAGUUGAUGGAGAAAAACAAUUUGGUUCUUAAAGAAAAGGAUGAAUUGAAGAGCCAGCUCCUUUCAACUAUGCACCAGAUGGAAAAUUUUCAAAAGGAACUGACAGAUGUUCUUGAGAAAAGGGCCAUACAAGAAGAGGAGUUGCACUGUAAAGAAAUGAAACUCAGUGAAGCUAGAUCCUUGCAGAUGGCUCUUGAACAAGAAACCAGAGAUGUCAGGAAAACUGUGGAUAACCUUGAGAAGAAACUGCAAAAGGAGAGCCUAAUACAGACUCAGAUAAGAACUGAAAAACAGCAUUUAGAGGAAGAACUUGCAAAUAUCAAUAUGAUCCAUGAAAAGGAUCAAGCAAAAUUGUCAGAGAUGCAAGAAGUUAUAAAAAACUUGAGUGCUGUUCGGGCUGACUUAGCCAAUCAAAUAGCAGAAGAGAAGAAAUCCAAAAAAGAAAUGGCGAAAUCAGUGAUGGAACUUCAGAAACAAACAGAGUCUGUUCAGGAGGAGAUGACUACAAUCAAUAAGCAACUGAAACUGGAAAGAGAUGUCCACAAACAGGAGCUGGGAGAACUUCAGUCAGAAUUGCAGAAGAUGAAAACCAAACAUGAUCAACGUGUCCAAGAGAUGAUGAAGCUAUUUAACCAAGAAAAAGAGGAGGCAACUAAUCAUAUUGGAAUGUUGAAGUCAGAACUUGUAGAAGAAAGAAAUUUUGUAAAAGCUCAUCGUCGGCAGGUAGAAAAAAUGAAAAUCGAAUGUGAUAAGCUAACAUCGGAGCUAACCCACAAGGAAGAAGAAAAUUUAAAAAUUAAGCGAAAAUGCAACAUAAUAAAACAGGAAUUAGAUGAAAAGAAUAAAAUAAUAAAUAGUGAAGAUGAUAAUCUAAGGAGGUUGGAUAAAGAAAGGCUUCAACUUCAUGAUCAACUGCAAAGUGUGAAAACUGAACAGGAAUCCAUCUACUCUAUGAUAGGAAGUGAAGUUGAUGCAGCUUGUCAACUCUUUUCAAGAGAUUCUAUGGAGAAAAUCACAGCAACAUCACUUACAUCUGGUAUACCGAAUGAUCCUCAUCGCUGGUUAGCAGAGACAAAAGCUAAACUUAGAUGGCUUUGUGAAGAAGUGAAGGAGAGACAGACCAAGGAAAAGAAGCUUCGUCAUCAGUUGCUACAGAGCCGGGAGCAAUUAAAGCAGCUGACCUUGAGCAAGGAAACUGAGCACCAAAACCUCAUAGGUCAAAUAGAAAAGCAGGAACAACUACUAGAAGAAGUUUAUCAAGAGAAAAAAUCAGAGAGAAAAUUGGGAAAAAGAAAUAUACUGGAGAAGAACAUGGAGAUUUAGGUUCAAGCAUUAUUCGGUAUUUUAUUUUUAUCCUUUUCUUUUUACAGUUACCAACUUUGUUGAACUGUUUCAUUUUAAAAUGAUUAGUAAGAUGCUUGAGUAUUCUUUUUCUGCUUCUUAAAUCUUGUGCUAUUAGAAUAAAAAGGUAAUCCAGUUACCAAUAUUCAGAGCACAUCUCUGUAAAUCUCUUAAGACUUAGUGAAAUCCUGAUGUUGCUGAUUUUUUUAGACUGGCUAUAGUUUAUAUUUUAAGGCAGAUAGUAAUGUGUUUUAUUUGCUUUGGUGGGUGCGCAUUAUAUUUGUUCAACUCUUGGUUCAAUCAAACAAACAUUGUAGAUUAGAAUGUAAGAUUUUAGAAGACAGUGGAAUGAGUGUCCACACUGCAGACAUCAGUAGCUCUCUAGAGGUUAUAAUUAUUUCUGAUUUUCCAUCUUUGCCAGUCUUCAGUGUUUUCACUUAAGUAAUCAUGACCCCAAACAAUCAAGCAAAAAUUUUAUGCACUCGUGUUCACUACUGUUGUCACCCAUAGUCUUUUCUGUAAUUACUGUUUUUAGAAUCUUUGUCUUACUGAAGUAAUUAGCAAAAUAUAUUUAACACUUAAAUUUAAUAAACAAAGAUCCCAUUCUGGAACUAAAACUUAGUUCAGAUUUUUGUUUUAUACUACACUGAUUUGAAGUCAUGGAUAGUCCACUGAGAUCAAUGAUACAUUUUAUGUAUUGUAAAAAACUGAAGCCAUUAUAUAUGGCCUACCACAAAACAAAGUUUUUAAGUUCAAACUGAACUGUAAUCACCUUUUAUUGUAGUCUUGAUGGCUACAAUUAUCUACAUUAUGAUAUAGAACGUUAUUUAAUAAAUGGCAGGUUGAUGGCUCAUCUCAAGACACUGGGCUUGUCGGAGAGUUGACAGCCCAGGUUCAAGACCCAAACAUCACAUGAUGGGAUGACCACCCAUCUUUGCCUAGCUCCUGCCCAUCUAGCAUUUCAAAAGCAUGCAAAUGUGAGUAGAUAUAUAGGUACCACUUCAGUGGGCAGAAAACAGCACUCCGCGAUGCCACAUGACUGCAGAAACAUCUUUGGACAAUGCUGGCUCAUGGCCUUGAAACAGAGAUGAGCACCAUCCCAUAUAGUUGACAAUGACUAGCGGAGUAAAAUCCACAGAGACAUCUUUCCUUUCCUUCCUUACUUAAUAAUAUAUAAGCUUUGUAAUAUAUAGAUAAAUACUUCCAGAUAUACAAAUAAAUGUGAUAGUUUAGAAGUGCCAGUUUUCAUUUCCAGAUUCUCAUCAAUAAAAUCUUUCUUGAUGCAAUAUUAUUACAUUUUAGUCAAAAUGUAGGGUAUGCAGUGCCACUUUUGUUCAGUUACAAAAUUAACUGUGUCAUCCAUAAUUUAUGCAACUGUCUAGUUUAAAAAUUACAUUUAUGAAAAGAUUCAAAAUUAUAUUUUAUUUGCAGCAGAACCUUGUGUGCAAUAAAUACGAAUAUUUUUGCAAAUUUCAUAGCUUUUCUGAGUUUUAUAAGGAGCAGCAUAUUAAUGUACUAUAUGUAUCUGUAAAUUAAUAUAAUACAUGGCUCUGCCAGGCAUAUACUUUUAAUGUUAAAUCUUCCAUAGCGAUAUUAAAUAUCUUUGAAGUGUAAUAGUAAUUUUUUUAUUAACUUAAUUUUAAAAAAAUUAAAGCAACUUAAUCUCUCAAAUUAAACAACAUUUUAUAAGAAGUGUAAAAUGCAUAACUUUAAGGAAAUGAAAUAAAAAUAGAAAAUAUUCCCUUGAUAAUGGCAAUAAAAUCCUUCUGGCUUUUGAUUUACAUUAAUUCACUAACUGGAUUAUUGUAUGGAGUCAUUCCUAUAAAUGUCCUUAUAUAUUUAUGGUAUAAUUUUACCUUAAUUCAUGAGUAUCAAAGCAUAAAAUCAUUUGCAAUCAUUGUUAUAUCUGUCCUGAAGUUAUUUGUUUUCUUGUAUAUAUAAAAGUUUGAUGCCAACAUCAACAGAGAAUUCACAGAAGUACUAUUAGUAAUUUUUUUCCGGUUUUGCUCUCUGCAAACUUUUUAAAAACCUAUUAAGAGUGCAUUGGGUUGUAAUUAGUCUUUGAAGGGGUUUUAAUCAAUAUGAACACUGGCUUAACAUUCUGAUGAUAACUUCAAAUCUUUAUAGAUUUAAUUGUGGAUACUGAUAUAACAGUAGAUUAUAGUGCAUGGUACAUAAACUAUGGAAAAGGUUUUGAAAUGUCAUUUAGAUCAGAAAUGUGGUUUUUAUACUAGUCCAGACCCCAUGCAUAUGCCUUUCCUUCUCUAUUUAGUAAUGCUGAUAAAACAUUCUUGCAUUCUUAAAAAAAAUAGGCAAGAUGUUUUUUUAAAAAGUAACCAUUAGUUUUUUGUGCAAACAGUCAUAUACGCCUGCUGUUGAUUAUUAACGUGGAGGGGAGGAUACUGCAAAAUACAUAUAUAGAAGAAGCAGGUUUUUUAUAUUCUAUGGUUUGUAUUCUGUGAUUAUAGUUACAGAUUUCCUUAGGCAAUAAUAUUGCUGUUUAAAUUUUCAAUCAAAGUAUAAAAAGGUAGCAGUUCAGAAUAUAGUUCAUAUGUGGUUGGCAAUAUUAAGGAAUUCAGGAUUAUAUCCAAAGUAUAUCUGAAUAACAAUUGCAUGCAUUAUUCUUCACCUCUAGUUACUUAAAGGCAGAAUUCUGAACAGUGAUGAAUAAUGUUCAAUUAAACAUCAAAUAGAGGAACAUCAUGUUUCCUAAUUAUAGAUCAUAUUAUAAUCAAUAAUAUAUGCACUGGCAUUUUCAGGGAAAUUUCUCAGAAAACAAACAAAAAAAGAUAUAUUAAAGAAUGAAAGUAUAAAAACUUUAUGGAUACUAAAUCAUGAUAACUUAUCUAAACUGAUAACUGUAGAUAACUGUGGAAAAUAUAUUUGUGAGCUUGUAUUCUUUCUAAAAGAAAGAAUACAUCUUGGUUUCUAUAUUUGUGGGGUUCCUUCUUGAACUUACAGAUCCUGCUCCAGAAAGUGGCAAAUAUGGCCUUUACAAAUGUUCUUGUGUUCCUAUUGUACUCUUAUCUGGACCAAGGGGUCUUCAUUCAUUUAUACUUUGGACAUCUCAUGCAUAGACUAUUCCGAUAUACUGUCUAUUGUCUGCUCUUGAAAAUUAGUCAGAAGCUACAACUGAUCCAGAAUGCGACAGCACAGGUGACAAUGGGCAUGUAACACCUUUGUUCCAUGAGCUUUAUAACUUUCCAGUAAGCUUCCAUGUGCAAGUCAAAGUACUGGUUAUUACCUAUGAAGAUAUUCAUGGCAUAGAACUGACUAUCUAAUGUAGUAUAUGUUUUCUGUAGCUUCUAAUCACACUGUAUAAUUGGUUCCAGAUCCCCUCAGUUAAGCUAUAUUAUAUGAUGGGAUUUAGGAACUGUACCUUCUCUGUCCUAGCACCUGUCCUCUGGAACAACAGCCUCUUGAGAUCUCUCUGGGCCCAACUCUGUCAGGGUUUAAAAGAGCCCUGAAAACUUGCUCUUCUUCCACCCUUGAGUUAUAGUGAGUUGUGGAUCCUGUGCACCGGACUGUUUGUGUUCCCCCCCCCACACUACUCCUUGAAUUUCUCUUUUUAAAUUUUUAUUGUAUG
Molecule: messenger RNA, 6624 nt
Organism: Crotalus tigris (Tiger rattlesnake)
Lineage: Eukaryota; Metazoa; Chordata; Lepidosauria; Squamata; Viperidae
Gene: CEP128
Product: centrosomal protein 128
Exons: 19
Coding region: 165-3020 (951 amino acids)
Source: RefSeq, a predicted model, not a curated record